GAUGCAGCCCUGGCACUUUGCAAUAAAUACUGUGAGUUUUGGGUUGCAGUUUGGGCACUCAGUCUCUAUCUAAAAGGUCCGCCAUCACUGAUCUAGGUGCUUGAUUAAGCUCAGAAAGCUAAGUAUUUGAAUGGGAACCAUCAGGAAAUAUUAGGCUGUAGUUUAAGUUAGGAAGAUGAAGAACAAUUUACAAAGAAGUUUAUGGCAACAAUAGCAAUGCUUUGAAAACCAUCUGGAUGUGUUCACGAAAACACCAUGAGCCAGGAUCUUUUUAUUAUUUCUUCUAAGCUCAAUUUUCUGGGUAGAUCCUCCACUGUGGAUAAUGGACAUUCCUGAAUAUUUGUUAUGUGGGCCAAGAUGGCUUAUGGUCCCCUCAAGGAAUCUUCCUUACUUUUUCAGUAGUUAUUAUAAAGAGAAAAAGAGUGCCAAUACGUUUCAGCCUGAAGUCAGGACUCAGCUCAGAGCACAAUGGCUAAAGCAACCAGGAUAGAUAUUUACUAUCUGCCACUCCUCCUUCACUAUGUGUUCUCCUGCUAAUACCAGUGGAUAGAAUUCUUACAGGGGAAAGAUGAGAGAGAGAGAGAGAGGGAGAGGGAGGGGAAGAAAGACACACAGAGAGAAGAUCUUAAAUGGAUGUGUGAGUUUAAUUUGAGGUAAUCACAACCCAGUGAUCUUUCAUUCUCAAGAUUGUUAGAAACGGCUAAGAGAUACCGGAUGGAACUCUGAUGACUUUGAAAGGUAACCAUUGAAACAGUGACUUCUGAGAGAAAAGUUGUUCUUUAUGCCUCUCUUGCAGUGUUCAUUCAAUUGGUCAAUAAAUAUCUGAAGCUGAGAGCAUGCCUCUAAUGCAACACUGAGUUAAAUAGACUAACAAAGAGAUGGAGGUGACAAGGCACUGUAAAUCAAGCUAAGGACUCAUUACAGAGUCAGCAUUGUUUGUGUCCACGCUUUAAUGCUCUAGUCUGACUGAUUGCAGAAAAGUUGGGGAGGAAUUAGGGCAUGGUAAGCUGUCAGUCUAGUUUGCCUGUUCAACCUGCCCUAUUUUGUCAGAUGUUCCACCCUGGGUAAUCCUGAUUGUUGUCCUUAUAAUAGGACCGGAUGUUGCUAAUGUAUACUGGAUGGUCAUUUAUUAGAGAACAGAUUGUCAGAAUGCUUUUGCCUAUAUUUGGACUUGCCAGCCAGAAUAGUUUUAAAGGAUUCAGUUGAAAACCCCAUAGAAUAUGCUGGCUGCUUUUGCUUAUUCAACUGGGGAAAGGUGUCAACCUUUGAUUGUAAGGGCUGGGCAGUUCAACACUUAAUUUACAUUUCAGAUACUUCCCCCUUUACCAGUAUUCAAAUUAGCAGCUUCUUCUUUCUUUAAAAGAAGUAAUGGACAAGAAGAGCAUGUUUAGUUUCUGCCGUGCUCUUAAACUAAACAGUUUCUACUAGGUGUUAAUUGGCAAGCAGAAAUUUCUAAGGAGAAAGGUGCUACUUGAGGCAACUCCCAUUCAUUGAAGGGGAUGCAUUUAUGAACAAAGGUUGAGGAAUUCCAGAACAGAUACCAGCUUAUUCCAUCCGCCAUGAUCCUGGAGAGAACUAUCUGGAUCUGCAUCACCUUCUGUACUGCAUCUGUUAGACCCCUGGCAGGGAAUAGCUGGAAGCAGGCAGCUACCAGUCCUAUCAUCCAGCAUAAGCCAUUUGUUGUGGUGUGGAAUUUACCCACAACCAGAUGUCAAGAGCAUUUUGGGAUCAGAUUACCUCUGGAUGUCUAUGGCAUUGUGGAGAACAAAGGCAAUGUGUUCCAAGGACAGAAUAUGACUAUUUUUUACAAAAACAAAUUUGGACUGUAUCCUUACAUAUCUCCACAAGGUGACUGGCAUAACGGGGGUAUUCCUCAGAAGGUUAAUCUGAAGAGACAUCUAGAGAAGGCCACUAAGGAAAUCACAGAACUCUUGAACAAUGACUUCCAAGGUCUGGCAGUAGUAGACUGGGAGGAGUGGCGACCUCUCUGGAGACGAAACUGGAUGCCCAAAAUGGUUUAUAAGGAGGCCUCUAAACAAUGGGUGACAAAAAGAUUUCCUGGACUCUCUCCUGAGGAGCAAACCUACUUGGCUAAGGCAGAGUUUGAAAAGAGUGCACGGUUGCUGAUGGAGACUACGCUAGCUCUGGGAAAGAAGCUGAGGCCACAUGGUUUCUGGGGCUUCUACAGGUUUCCCGAUUGCUUUAAUGGCAAAUGGGGGAAAGAGGUAAACUAUACAGGCCAUUGUAAUCCCAAGGAGGUCCGAUGGAAUGAUCAGCUCAUGUGGUUGUGGGAGAUCUCCUCAGCCCUCUAUCCCAGUAUCUACCUCCCACUGAAAUUACCAGCUUUGUACCGCCAGCAUUAUGUACAUCACCGUCUCAGAGAGGCAUCCCGUGUAGCACAGUUUGGCAAAGAGCAUCCCCUUCCUGUGUUACCAUACUCCAGGGUUUCCUACAGGCAUUCUUCAAGGUAUCUAACUGAGACUGACCUGAUAAAUACUAUUGGAGAAAGUGCAGCACUUGGCUCUGCUGGGGUCGUGCUCUGGGGCGACUUAUCCUACUCCAGCUCACUUGCCAGAUGCAAGAGCCUUCACCAUUAUAUCAACACCACACUGGGACCUUACGUUGCUAAUGUGACUACAGCAGCACACAGAUGUAGUCGCCAGCUAUGUCAUGGGAAUGGACGUUGUGUGAGACACUACCUGAAUGAAUUAGAAGCCUUUCUUCAUCUGGAUCAUCAUCUAUGGGAAGGGGACCUUGGGAUGACAGAUUCUCAAGACCAAAAUGUGUCAGCGCAGGAUCAUUUUCAGUGUCAUUGCUAUCCAAAGUGGGCUGGCACCCACUGUGAGAGACCACAGAUGAUCGAGCCUUUUAAGAAACCAAAACAUAACCAAGCUUCACAGUAUAACAAUGUGUAUGAUACAGUGCAUGAUGGUGACUUUGACUUGGGAUCCAAUAUCUGUCCUACCUCUAUUUAUGGUAAAGAAACAGAAAGAUAACCAGCACUUUAUUGAGUAAGAAUCUUGAUAAAUUUUGUUCUAGGGCAAGGGUAUGCA
Molecule: messenger RNA, 3053 nt
Organism: Crotalus tigris (Tiger rattlesnake)
Lineage: Eukaryota; Metazoa; Chordata; Lepidosauria; Squamata; Viperidae
Gene: HYAL3
Product: hyaluronidase 3
Exons: 4
Coding region: 1560-2996 (478 amino acids)
Biological process (GO): carbohydrate metabolic process; hyaluronan catabolic process
Cellular component (GO): acrosomal vesicle
Molecular function (GO): hyalurononglucosaminidase activity
Source: RefSeq, a predicted model, not a curated record